ACAAGUAUUCAUCCUUGGCCACGGACUAGUGCCCGGAAACUAAAAGUUUGAUGUAUACAAGCGAGAAUCAAUGAUAUGGAAAGUGAUAAAGUGGUCCGUCUGUACGUUGGAAACCUUCCAGACGACUGCACGCAGAGGGAGGUAGAAGAAGAGUUUGAAAAGUUUGGAAAAAUCGUUUACUGUGAGCUCAAGAGGACUGUUUCAGGUCUUCCCUUUGCCUUUGUCGAGUUCAGUGACUAUAGAGACGCUCGGGAUGCCAUAAAGAAUAAGGACGGGGCCGAGUUUAACGGCAAGCGCCUCAGGGUUGAGGUCCCCUUUAGCUCAAAAAGACAAAGCAGGAGGUCAGAUCCUCCCAGAAAGGGCAAGUAUCUAGUAGAGGUUACUGGGCUGCCACCAACUGGAAGUUGGCAGGACCUCAAGGACCACCUGAGAGCAGCGGGAGAAUGCGGCCAUGCUAAUGUCUUUAGGGGUGGAGUAGGCGAAGUUUCCUUUUUCUCAAGAGGCGAUAUGGAAUAUGCCAUUGACAAGUUCGACGGAUCCACAUUCAAGUCACAUCAAGGAGAAAAGGCCAGAAUCACAGUACGAGAAAAAUCACAUAGACGGAGUCGUUCUCGUCACCGUAGCAGGAAAAGGUCCUACAGCGGUAGCCGUAGCUACAGUAGGUCGCGCAGUCGAUCGCGCUCCCGCCAUCGCAGAUGAGAUUCCUUGCACCGUGCAUAGGCUUACCUGGUUUUCAUAGUACGGUUGACGAAUAACAACACAACCCACUUAAUUCGGCAAGAAUUAGCCAAGAUUUCUCGACUAGGCACAUAUGCAGAGGCUCUGGUGAGCAUACGUCACCAUGUCACAUGGGUGC
Messenger RNA from Theileria equi strain WA, 856 nucleotides. RefSeq names its product splicing factor 1, putative. Gene Ontology annotation, molecular function: mRNA binding. The record is from RefSeq and is a predicted model, not a curated record. The transcript is spliced from 3 exons. Gene Ontology annotation, cellular component: nucleus; ribonucleoprotein complex; cytoplasm. NCBI's taxonomy places the organism in Eukaryota, Apicomplexa, Aconoidasida, Piroplasmida, Theileriidae. The coding region runs from base 76 to 699 and encodes 207 amino acids.